Colletotrichum tamarilloi is the source of this 1254-nucleotide messenger RNA. RefSeq lists its product as uncharacterized. Bases 1 to 1254 code for a protein of 417 amino acids. The record is from RefSeq and is a predicted model, not a curated record. The transcript is spliced from 6 exons. NCBI's taxonomy places the organism in Eukaryota, Fungi, Ascomycota, Sordariomycetes, Glomerellales, Glomerellaceae.
AUGAGCACCAACACAGGCUCGAUCGGAGCGGCGCCACCACCGCCCGGGGAGACGCCCAAUUUUGACAAUCCGCGUGACGCUGGACAUAUGCUCCACAUGGUGUACAUGAUUCUCAUUCAGAUUGUGGUAGUGGUUUUCUUCGCGUUGAGGGUCUACGUCAAGCUGUCAGUGAAUGGAAAGUUUCGACUGGAAGAUUGGAGUUGUCUAGUUGGAUGGAUCUUCACCGUGCUAUUGAACUCGACCGUCUUAAUCAAGCUCCAUUUCGGCGAAGGAUUCCACAUUUGGGAAAUCACUGCUGGCAACUUCACCGAGCUCCAGAAGUGGCUGUACAUCAGCUCCCUCCUGUAUUCGCCGGCAGCCUUUUUCACCAAAACAGCUCUUCUUCUUCUCACCGUUCGCGUUUUCUCCGUCGACAGGAACGUAGCUCGGACGCUUCACGCUCUUUUGGCAUUCUUUCUUCUGUGCUAUAUACCGGCACAAGUCGCAAAGACUCUCGUUUGCAUCCCAGUCCAGGCAUUUUGGGACACGAACGUUGUCAACUUCAAGUGCAUCGACCAGACCAAGCUUUUCUUGUACGACGGCUCCAUCUCGAUCGUGUCAGAUCUGGUGAUUCUCGUUGUUCCCAUACCUUUGACCUGGGCUCUGCGGGUGUCACUUGCCAGAAAGGUGAAGGUGGUGGCACUUCUAGGCGCGGGUGGUGUAGCAUUUGCGGUGACGGUGUAUCGGGUAUACCUCACCAUCAAGUUUGCGGACACCAAAGACCCAACUGUGGAUUUCAUCCCUCUUGACUGGACUGUGACUGGAGAGCUCGCCAUUGGCAUAGUUUGCGCUUGCUUUCCCUCAAUCAACCACCUGCUCGAGCGGCGCAGCGCGACAAGAGUAUCGUCUAAUUCUUCCACGGCAGGACUCUCUUGGUGGAGGAAGGCAUCGAAAGAUUGUCUAGACUCCCUGUCAUCUUGGGGCAUGAAUCGCCGAUCCAGGCUAGCGGCUGGGAACAGGAUCGGGCUGCAAAACACCACAGCAGAUUCGAAUGCGAGGCUUGCGUCGACCCCUGGAAGUACUCCCGGCACAGAAAGAGAUGAGCCGCAGCAGUCAGACUAUGAUAUUGAACUGGCCGUGAUUUCGAUGCCGCGAAGCGAGCCUCAUCCGGGAGAGUUGGUAACGACGAGGGCGAGCAACCGCAACGACGGCCUGCUGAACCCUCUACCUGUCAUUCGACGCAGCAGUCCUUUCAAAAUCGAAGGCCCGUCUUGA